Planococcus citri (citrus mealybug) is the source of this 1383-nucleotide messenger RNA. It is a transcript of the gene TrpRS-m, whose product is annotated as Tryptophanyl-tRNA synthetase, mitochondrial. The record is from RefSeq and is a predicted model, not a curated record. Lineage: Eukaryota; Metazoa; Arthropoda; Insecta; Hemiptera; Pseudococcidae. Gene Ontology annotation, cellular component: mitochondrial matrix; mitochondrion. The coding region runs from base 148 to 1335 and encodes 395 amino acids. Gene Ontology annotation, molecular function: ATP binding; tryptophan-tRNA ligase activity. The transcript has 8 exons. Gene Ontology annotation, biological process: mitochondrial tryptophanyl-tRNA aminoacylation.
UUGUGUUUUGCUUUGCUCUUGAGAACGAAUUUCAUUGGUGAAUAAAUUGAUAAUCAGCCCGAAUUAGCCAAUUAGCAGCUUCUUUUUCAAAUCAAUUAUCCAUGUAGCGGCGAAGCGGCGAGAGGAAGAGGAAGAUAAGAGAAAACAAUGAGGAAAGGGACUUGGAACUUGGGAGUUCAGAAUUCACAUGAGACUUGGACUAUCGCCGAAAAAGCUGUAAUAUUCUGUAUUAUCGAGGCGUUUCACGGAUCUAUCACGAAAAUGAUAAUUCGAAGAUACGGUACUAUCAAUUUGCUGAAAUUCAGAAAAUACUCCAAUGUUGCUACAGCGGAGACCACUUGGCCGGAAAGAAUUUUGUCCGGUAUUCAACCCACCGGUGUUCUUCACAUAGGAAAUUAUUUUGGAGCUGUGAAAAAUUGGGUUGAAUUGCAGAAUAAGAAUUCCAAUGUAUUGUGUAGUAUUGUAGAUCUACAUGCGUUAACUCUUCCUUAUGCAAUUGAAAAACUGCCAAACAAUAUUUUACUAAUGACAGCUAGCUUACUGGCUUGCGGUAUUGAUCCGAACAAAAGUAUUUUGUUUUUGCAGUCACAAGUUCCUGAACAUACCCAACUGUGUUGGGUUCUCGGUUGUUUAACAACGUUACCCAAAUUGGCCCAACUUCCGCAGUAUAGAGAAAAAUCGGAAAAAUUGAAAGAAAUUCCUUUGGGGUUAUAUUUAUAUCCAGUUUUACAAGCGGCGGAUAUUUUACUUUAUAAAGCCACCAAGGUGCCUGUCGGUGAAGACCAAUUACAACAUCUGCAGUUGUCAGGUUACCUUGCUCGAAAAUUUAAUAGAAAAUUCGGCGAAACUUUUCCUGUACCAAAACCAUUGAUUUAUGCAAACGCUGGUGCCAGAAUUAAAAAUUUAAGAGAACCGCUUAAAAAAAUGUCAAAAUCGCACAUCAACGAGAAAAGUCGCAUAGAAAUUACUGAUCCACCGGAUUUGAUUGUGGAAAAAAUGAAGAAAGCAGUCACUGAUAGUACAUCACGAGUUACCUAUGAUCCAGAGAAUAGGCCCGGAGUGUCUAAUCUUAUUGAUAUUCAUUCGUUGUUGACUGGAACAAACCCGAAUAGAAUUUGCGAAGAUGUUGAAAAUUUGAAUACUGGAGAGUAUAAGUUAAUCGUUGCUGAAGCUUUGGUUGAAAUGCUUAAGCCAAUUCAAAGUGAAAUUAUUUCCUUAUUGAAUGAUAAACCAUAUCUAACAUCUCUUUUAAGUGAUGGAGCGCAGAAAGCUUGCAGUAUUGCUACUGAUACCUGGAAAUUAGUCAGCAAACAAAUUGGGGCUUCCGCCUCAUAGAAUAAAUUGUGUUUUGAAACGAAUAAAUCUUAAUUUUUUGAUUUUUUA